Molecule: messenger RNA, 1197 nt
Organism: Haliotis rufescens (red abalone)
Lineage: Eukaryota; Metazoa; Mollusca; Gastropoda; Lepetellida; Haliotidae
Product: glycine-rich cell wall structural protein 1.8-like
Exons: 1
Coding region: 1-1197 (398 amino acids)
Source: RefSeq, a predicted model, not a curated record
AUGGGUUAUGGGGAUGGAGAAGAGUUGAUGGUGAUAGGAGCCAUGGGUUAUGGAGAUGGAGAAGUGUUGACGGUGAUAGGAGCCAUGGGUUAUGGGGAUGGAGAAGAGUUGAUGGUGAUAGGAGCCAUGGGUUUUGGGGAUGGAGAAGAGUUGAUGGUAAUAGGAGCCAUGGGUUAUGGAGAUCGAGAAGAGUUGAUGGUGAUAGGAGCCAUUGGUUAUGGGGAUGGAGAAGAGUUGAUGGCGAUGGGAGCCAUGGGUUAUGGGGAUGGAGAAGGGAUGAUGGUGAUAGGAGCCAUGGGUUAUGGGGAUGGAGAAGAGUUGAUGGUGAUAGGAGCCAUGGGUUAUGGGGAUGGAGAAGGGAUGAUGGUUGUAGGAACCAUGGUUUACGGUGGUGGAGAAGAGUUGAUGGUGAUAGGAGCCAUGGGUUAUGGGGAUGGAGAAGAGUUGAUCGUGAUAGGAGCCAUGGGUUAUGGGGAUGGAGAAGUGUUGACGGUGAUAGGAGCCAUGGGUUAUGGGGAUGGAGAAGAGUUGACGGUGAUAGGAGCCAUGGGUUAUGGGGAUGGAGAAGAGUUGAUGGUGAUAGGAGCCAUGGGUUAUGGGGAUGGAGAAGAGUUGAUCGUGAUAGGAGCCAUGGGUUAUGGGGAUGGAGAAGAGUUGACGGUGAUAGGAGCCAUGGGUUAUGGGGAUGGAGAAGAGUCGAUGGUGAUAGGAGCCAUGGGUUUGGGGGAUGGAGAAGUGUUGACGGUGAUAGGAGCCAUGGGUUAUGGAGAUGGAGAAGAGUUGAUGGUGAUAGGAGCCAUAGGCUAUGGAGAUGGAGAAGUGUUGACGGUGAUAGGAGCCAUGGGUUAUGGGGAUGGAGAAGAGUUGAUUGUGAUAGGAGCCAUGGGUUAUGGGGAUGGAGAAGAGUUGAUGGUGAUAGGAGCCAUGGGUUAUGGAGAUGGAGAAGUGUUGACGGUGAUAGGAGCCAUGGGUUAUGGGGAUGGAGAAGAGUUGAUGGUGAUAGGAGCAAUGGGUUAUGGGGAUGGAGAAGUGUUGACGGUGAUAGGAGGCAUGGGUUAUGGGGAUGGGGAAGGGAUGAUGGUGAUAGCAGCCAUGGGUUAUGGGGAUGGAGAAGAGUUGAUGGUGAUAGGAGCCAUGGGUUAUGGGGAUGGAGAAGGGAUGAUGGUGAUAGGAGCCAUGGGGAUGGAGAAGAGUUGA